UCAGCAUGUACCCAAGAGCACCCCUCAAACAUCUCCAGCCCACUUGAGCUUCAUGCUCCCAUCAAUUGCGCAAACACCAAAAACUUCUGCCCACCACCGAGCCCAUAUAAUUGCCGUCGCAUCUACCAUUACUUUCAUCACAGCCGAAAAAGGGACAACUUCCUCCUCGCCCUUGAGCCCAGCUUGCUCAAAUGUCGGACAUCCAGGCGCGGAUGCAGGCUCUGUCGGAGGAGUACAAGAAGAUCCAGACAGAGCUCGACACCUCCAUCCAGGCCAGGCAGAAACUAGAGGCUCAGCUGCAGGAAAACAAGGGAGUCGAGAAGGAGUUCGGAAAGCUCAAAGAUGACGAGGCAAUCUACAAGCUCUCUGGCCCUAUCCUGCUGAAGCAGGAGAAGGUCGAGGCCGACAGCACCGUCAAGGGCCGCAUAGAGUUCAUCACCAAAGAGAUUGCGAGGCUAGAGAAGCAGAUCAGUGAUGGUCAGGAUAAGCUGGAAAAGAAAAAGGGCGAGAUCAUUCAGGUGCAGUCGAACGCACAAGCAGCCUCUCAGCCGCAAGCUGCACAGGCAUGAUGCGCCAGGUGAUGGUCCAUGUCGUGUGCUGGGAAGGGAAAUCAUGCUAGCAUUAUGAUCUAGUGAUCCAUGUACGACUAAAUACCCAAAAGACAUGACGCUAACCUAUUCCCCGAAAAACCCAUGCGCCACGCUCAGAGAAUAGGAGAUUUUGCCAUCCUGACAUCGU
This is a messenger RNA of Gaeumannomyces tritici R3-111a-1, 738 nucleotides long. RefSeq lists its product as hypothetical. Gene Ontology annotation, molecular function: protein-folding chaperone binding. The record is from RefSeq and is a predicted model, not a curated record. The transcript has 4 exons. NCBI's taxonomy places the organism in Eukaryota, Fungi, Ascomycota, Sordariomycetes, Magnaporthales, Magnaporthaceae. Gene Ontology annotation, cellular component: prefoldin complex; cytoplasm. The coding region runs from base 192 to 569 and encodes 125 amino acids. Gene Ontology annotation, biological process: chaperone-mediated protein complex assembly; protein folding.